This is a messenger RNA of Alnus glutinosa, 608 nucleotides long. RefSeq lists its product as uncharacterized. The coding region runs from base 156 to 395 and encodes 79 amino acids. The transcript has 3 exons. NCBI's taxonomy places the organism in Eukaryota, Viridiplantae, Streptophyta, Magnoliopsida, Fagales, Betulaceae. The record is from RefSeq and is a predicted model, not a curated record.
GUCAAUAUAAACGGAUCAUCCAAUCAAAUUCUAAAACGUGGACGAUCAGGGUUGGUCCUCCGCUUAAAAACCUACGAGACGGAGCCCAAAUUCAAGCGCAUCUUCGACAUUUUUCUUCACGGUUUCGGAACAAAAACUCUCGGUGACUGGUUAAAAUGGCAGGGAAGUACAUCAUAGGAGCUAUUUUGGGAUCCUUUGCAGUUGCUUAUACUUGUGACCAUAUUAUCUCUGACAAGAAGAUAUUUGGUGGUACCACCCCUUCAACUGUUUCAAGAAAGGAAUGGUCUGAAGAAACUGAUAAGAAGUUUCAGGCUUGGCCUCGCACUGCAGGGCCUCCUGUCGUGAUGAACCCUAUCAGGCGCCAGAAUUUCAUCGUCAAGGCCCGGCCGGAAUAGUGAAGCUUACAUCUUUGGCACAUCACUUGCUGAUUUUGUUUUUCUUGCCUUGCAAAGACAUGCUCAUAAAUUCUUCUGUAUUCCAUUAGAUGAUGCACCCUUGAAUCUAGCAAGGUGGACACUGUUUCAAAUCUUGUCUUUGGGCUUCAGAAUGAGGAUAUAUUGUUCUUGCAUACAAUGGGUUUUUACCAUAUGAUAUGGAUUUUAGGUUUA